Molecule: messenger RNA, 1690 nt
Organism: Heterocephalus glaber (naked mole-rat)
Lineage: Eukaryota; Metazoa; Chordata; Mammalia; Rodentia; Bathyergidae
Gene: Ilf2
Product: interleukin enhancer binding factor 2
Biological process (GO): positive regulation of DNA-templated transcription
Cellular component (GO): catalytic step 2 spliceosome
Molecular function (GO): double-stranded RNA binding; DNA binding
Source: RefSeq, a predicted model, not a curated record
CAGUUUGCCAAAGUAAACCAAUAGGCAUGGUGGGCGGAGCAAGGCGGGAGCCAAUCGUGCCUGGUUUUGUUGGGAGACGCCGGCGAGACACUCUUCAGUUGCCUGCUCUUCCGAGCGGAGGGUCGGUUGGUGUGGCUUCCAUUGUUCGGCAUUAAGAGCGCCAUGAGGGGCGACAGAGGCCGCGGGCGCGGGGGACGCUUCGGCUCCCGAGGAGGCCCCGGAGGAGGGUUCAGGCCCUUUGUGCCGCACAUCCCCUUCGACUUCUACCUGUGUGAAAUGGCCUUUCCCCGGGUCAAGCCAGCACCUGACGAAACUUCUUUCAGUGAAGCCUUGCUGAAGAGGAAUCAGGAUCUAGCUCCGAAUUCUGCUGAACAGGCCUCUAUCCUUUCUCUGGUGACAAAAAUAAACAAUGUGAUUGACAAUUUGAUUGUGGCUCCAGGGACAUUUGAAGUGCAAAUUGAAGAAGUCCGACAGGUAGGAUCAUAUAAAAAGGGAACGAUGACUACAGGACAUAACGUGGCUGAUCUGGUGGUCAUACUAAAGAUUCUGCCAACAUUGGAAGCUGUGGCUGCCCUGGGGAACAAAGUUGUGGAAAGCCUAAGAGCACAGGAUCCUUCUGAAGUUUUGACCAUGCUGACUAAUGAAACUGGUUUUGAAAUCAGUUCUUCUGAUGCUACAGUGAAAAUCCUCAUUACAACAGUGCCACCCAAUCUUCGAAAACUGGACCCAGAACUCCAUUUGGAUAUCAAGGUGUUGCAGAGUGCCUUAGCAGCCAUUCGACAUGCCCGCUGGUUUGAGGAAAAUGCUUCUCAGUCCACAGUUAAAGUUCUCAUCCGAUUGCUGAAGGACCUGAGGAUUCGUUUUCCUGGUUUUGAGCCCCUCACACCCUGGAUCCUUGACCUACUUGGGCACUAUGCUGUGAUGAAUAAUCCCACCAGACAGCCUUUGGCCCUGAAUGUGGCAUACAGGCGUUGCUUGCAGAUUCUGGCUGCAGGUCUGUUCCUGCCAGGUUCAGUGGGUAUCACUGACCCCUGUGAGAGUGGCAACUUCAGAGUACACACAGUCAUGACCUUGGAGCAGCAGGACAUGGUGUGUUACACAGCUCAGACUCUGGUUCGAAUCCUCUCACAUGGAGGCUUUAGGAAGAUCCUUGGACAGGAGGGUGAUGCCAGCUAUCUUGCUUCUGAAAUAUCUACCUGGGAUGGAGUGAUAGUGACACCUUCAGAAAAGGCUUAUGAGAAGCCACCUGAGAAGAAGGAAGGGGAAGAAGAGGAGGAGAAUACAGAAGAACCACCCCAGGGAGAGGAGGAAGAGAGCAUGGAGACUCAGGAGUGACCUUCCCUUCACUCCCUUUCCUCCUCAAGGGAAAGAGACUGGAACCUCAGCUGGCUCCCACUGGGUUUUAUGUGGUGGCAUCUGUGGGUUAGGAGAGACAGGAAGAACAAGAAACUACAGAGAGACAUGUCAUUCUACUGGGUUCUGAUACUGGCUUAGCCAGAGCUCUGUCCCUUAUGACUUAAACGACCCAUCUAAAAUGAAGCAGGAUACCAACAUUUCUUCCUAAUACUCUAGAAUCUCCAGUACCUGACAACUCCUCUAACCAGUACUUUGUUGUUGAAAUGUGAAAUGUUUUAAGUGUCUGGAGAUUUUUUUCUAAGAAAAACAAUUAAAGUACUUCCUAGUAGGGCUC